CUUCACUCCUAUUUUUGGUCUUAAUUGUCAGCCCACAUUUCUUCAAGCAGAUCAAGAUUUCUGCUUUGGCUCUGUUGAAGAUGGUGAUGCAUGCCCGAUCAGGAGGAACUCUUGAGGUUAUGGGUCUCAUGCUUGGCAAGGUAGACGGACCAACAAUGAUUGUAAUGGACUCCUUUGCCUUGCCAGUGGAAGGUACUGAGACGAGAGUCAAUGCUCAGGCACAAGCUUAUGAGUAUAUGACAGGUUAUGUAGAGGCUGCUAAACAGGUUGGUCGUCAAGAAAAUGUGAUUGGUUGGUACCACAGCCACCCAGGCUAUGGCUGCUGGUUAUCUGGCAUAGAUGUAUCUACCCAGAUGCUGAAUCAGAAUUAUCAAGAGCCUUUUGUGGCUAUUGUUAUUGAUCCUAUACGCACCAUAAGCUCAGGCAAAGUCAAUAUUGGAGCUUUCAGGACCUAUCCAAAGGGUUACAAGCCACCAGAUGAAGGACCUUCAGAGUAUCAAACUAUUCCUUUAAAUAAGAUUGAAGACUUUGGUGUGCAUUGUAAACAGUAUUACUCAUUAGAUAUUUCUUACUUCAAAUCAUCUCUGGACAAGAAACUUCUGGAUUCACUGUGGAAUAAGUAUUGGGUUAAUACUCUUAGUUCGUCAUCGCUUAUUACAAAUGCAGAGUACAUGACUCGUCAGAUCUUUGACUUAAGUGACAAAUUAGAAAAUUCAGAAACUGCCCUUGGGCGUGCUGGACUGUUUGGAUUAGACCCCCAGGAAAAGAAAACAGAAGACAAAUUGAGCCGAGUGACACGAGAUUCUUGCAAAACUACCAUGGAGGCUCUGCAUGGACUUAUGGCUCAGGUUGUAAAAGACAGACUAUUUAACCAAAUACCACAAGCUCAGUCCCAGGCUCAGGAAUCUGCUCAGCCAUCAUCACAAGCACAGGCUUAGGCAAAAACAAAAGUAUUUUUCAGUUGGACUGCUGGAAUGAACAUUAUACUGUAACCUGUAAAAUAUAAGAAGUGAUUUUUGUAUGUGGCCUAUGCCAAAAGUGUUAUUGGGAAGAACUUAACCCAUAAAGGUCAUAUACAGUGCCAGGGGCAUCAGAGAGGUUGCAGUAAUCAUAUUUGAGCUAAGGAAGACGAGGGUAUCUCCAAUUUAAAAUCGUGAAAGUCAAGUCUUUUACUGACAUUUGCAAUGUUGGUGUAGUUAUAGGGUAUUAAGAGUAGUGACACAAGGGGUGUCACUACUCUUUAUACCCAGUACUAUAGCUGUUAGUUUAAGAUUUUAAGGUUACAGUGAGUCAAAGGGUUUUUGUGAGGGGCCAUUAAACACCACAACAUAUUCUUUGAGCUACUGUAAUUUUUCAUUUUAUGUGCUAUGUAUGCAUUAUAUCCAAUUUUCACAACAAAGUGAACAGUAUGCUCCCAAAAUUAACCACUCUCCAUAACUUAUCACCACACAUCACCACCCUCCAUAACUUAUCCUCACACAUCGCCAUACUCCACAACUUAUCCUCACACAUCACCACCCUCCACAACUUAUCCUCACACAUCACCACCCUCCACAACUUAUCACCACCUUCCAUACAUGUGAAUUGUUUUUAUUACUGUAUGAUCUAUACAUGAGAGUGCAGUAAAGUAGCAUUUUUACAGGCAGCAAUACUGAUAAAUUCAGUGCUUUAAAUAUCUACACUACAUAACCUUUCAUUCCCUACUUCUCUUUCAGUUUAACUGUCUUGUGUUCUUAGUAAUAGAAUAAUGUAAUUUCAGUAGCAUUAGCAUUAUUUAUGAUAAUAUACAGUGGUCCCCUAGGUAGUAGGUUGGUAAACAGCAACCGCCCAGGGAGGUAUUACCAUCCUGCCAAGUGAGUGUAAAACGAAAGCCUGUAAUUGUUUUACAUGAUGGUAGGAUUGCUGGUGUCCUUUUUUCUGUCUCAUAAACAUGCAAGAUUUCAGGUAUGUCUUGCUACUUCUACUGACACUUAGGUCACACUACACAUACAUGUACAAGCAUAUAUAUACACACACCCCUCUGGGUUUUCUCCUAUUUUCUUUCUAGUUCUUAUUCUUAUUUAUUUCCUCUUACCUCCAUGGGGAAGUGGAACAGAAUUCUUCCUCUGUAAGCCAUGUGUGUUGUAAGAGGCGACUAAAAUGCUGGGAGCAAGGGGCUAGUAACCCCUUCUCCUGUAUAAAUUACUAAAUUUAAAAAGAGAAACUUUUGUUUUUCUUUUUGGGCUACCCUGCCUCGGUGGGAUACGGCUGGUUUGUUGAAAGAAGAAGACCUCCAUGGGAAAGUGGAACAGAAUUCUUCCUCCGUAAGCCAUGCGUGUUGUAAGAGGCGACUGAAAUGCUGGGAGCAAGGGGCUAGUAACCCCUUCUCCUGUAUAUAUUACUAAAUGUAAAAGGAGAAACUUUCGUUUUUCCUUUUGGGCCACUCUGGGAUACGGCCGGUGUGUUGAAAGAAAGAAUACGGUGGUCCCUUGAGUUGCAAUGGUCUUGAGUCGCAGUAAUUUUGAGUUAUGAUUUACUCUCAAAGGAAUUCAGUUUCAAGUUGCAGUGAAAGAUUUAACAUGUUAUAAGAGUAUAAAAAAAGGAGGAGCACUGCAGCAGGUCUACUGGCCUAUAUGCAUAAUGGUUGGUGAAUGUGGGUAUGCCUCAGUACAGAGUCAAGACAGGGUGAUGAAAAGGUCUUAAAUGGAGUGAUGAUGGAGGGUGUGGAGGAAGUGAGUGGGAGGGGGGGUGGAGUGAGAGGGGGAGACAGUACAUGUACCAGACAUGGGCAGUGGGAGACUGUGACAGGAAGAGUGUAAAUAUUAAGUCUGCAAUUCUUUAUUAAUUUCUGCUUGCCUUCCCUGGCCUGUCCUGACCUACCUGCUAAGCUAUCCUGACCUGCCUUCUCUGCCCUGCCAGCUCUACAUGCCCCAGCUUGCCCUACCUGCAAUGCCUGCUCACCCUGUCCUGGCCCUUGCCUUUUCUACCCUGUUUGAAGUGGUCUGUCUGCCCUGCCCUGCCAACACUGACCUACCUGCCCUUUCUGUGACCUGCUCUUCUCUGUCUUGCAUGUUCUACCAUAUCCUGCCACUUUGCCUGGGCAUAAGCCUGUGAAAAAUAGGUUUACUUGAUGUUGGGUGCCAAUGCCUUGAGAUUUAAAGCUGAAGCCUGUGCUUGUUUACCACACAGAAAGCCCUGGUGUGUUUAUAUAGCGAUAAGUAUCAAGGGCAGGUUGGGUGUGUUCUGAUAUCUUGUAAUGACUUACCAUAAAAACUACAUAUUUUGCAGUUUGAGUUACUAUAGAUUUGCGAUAGACUGUCUCCUGGAACGGAUUAAUAUCGUAUCUAUAUACAGCCUCUCCUCACUUAGCAACGUACUCGUUUACUGACGACUUGGACUGACGACAGGUUCUAAUCGGUAUGUAUACCUUAAUAAUAUAUAUUAAAUACAGUGGUACCCUGAGUUUUGGCCAUAAUUCAUUCCAGAAUGUUGUUCGAGUGCUGUUACCGAACGAAUUUGUUCCCAUAAGGAAUAAUGUAAAUUAGAUUAGUCCAUUUCAGACCCCCAAAAAUACACUUACAAAAGCACUUAAAAUAAUACUCUUACAUAAUUGUUCAAGUUGGGAGCUGUACAAAACUUGGGGUACCACUGUAUAUUAAAAAUGAUAUAAAAGGUGCAAUUGGGACAUUAAAAUAAUAUCAAAGAUGGUUGAACAAACCCACUACCAUUAUAGUAUGCUCCUUGUUUGUGACAUUCGUUUACUGACGUGGUCUUAGGAACCGAACUCUGUCGUUAAGUGAGGAGAGGCUGUAAUUAGGGUGCAUCUGAUCCAGAGGUAUAUUUGACACUUUAAUUGGUAAUGUAGUAAGAAUAUUCCAUAGUACUUGUCAAAUUCAUUUAUUUGCAUUGCCUUAAAAUUUUUUCAGGAAAUAAAUUUAGCCUAAAAUGUAUUACUGUAUCACCAUAAUUUUAAGUGCAUUGAUCGCAUAUAGAGGUAGAUUCAAAAUGAAAAUUAGAAUUAUGGCUAUUUUAUGCUCAUGGGAAAAUCUAAACCAUUGUAGGAUUGGUCUGCCAAAUUUUCAAGGAUGUGAUUAUCUGUGAUAAUGCAAUUUUCACUGUUGCUAAAUAUAAGCUUAUGAUUCUCUG
Messenger RNA from Cherax quadricarinatus, 4125 nucleotides. Lineage: Eukaryota; Metazoa; Arthropoda; Malacostraca; Decapoda; Parastacidae. The record is from RefSeq and is a predicted model, not a curated record.